Pundamilia nyererei is the source of this 1028-nucleotide messenger RNA. It is a transcript of the gene lyve1a, whose product is annotated as lymphatic vessel endothelial hyaluronic receptor 1a. NCBI's taxonomy places the organism in Eukaryota, Metazoa, Chordata, Actinopteri, Cichliformes, Cichlidae. The record is from RefSeq and is a predicted model, not a curated record. Gene Ontology annotation, biological process: cell adhesion. The coding region runs from base 79 to 888 and encodes 269 amino acids. Gene Ontology annotation, cellular component: plasma membrane. Gene Ontology annotation, molecular function: hyaluronic acid binding; transmembrane signaling receptor activity. The transcript has 6 exons.
UGCCUUUUGGCUCAGAGACACAUAAACCUUGCAGCAGCAGUGAUACCCAGCAUUCAUCUGUCUUUACUCUGACCAGUCAUGAACAUCAUCUGGCUUUGCCUCCCAGCAGCGCUGCUCGUUACAUCAGCCUUGUCUGUUCAAAUGACUGACAUAAGGAACCUCAGAGUUUCCCCAGGAUUCAAUCAAAGUAUUGCAGGAGUAAUGCUGGUCACAUCUUUAAAUGAGCUCAACCAGCCUGAGUAUGCUUUCAAUGCCAGUGAAGCUCGCAGGCUCUGCUGGUCCCUUGGACUGAACAUUGCUUCAAAAGCACAAGUACAGAAAGCUCUUUCUAGAGGUUUAGAAACAUGCAGGUUUGGAUGGAUUGAUGAACACUUCGCAGUCAUUCCCCGCAUCCACCCAAUUCCCAGCUGUGGCAGGAAUAAGAGCGGCUUGGUGCCCUGGCGAGCCAGCGUAAAACAAAAGUUUGAUGUGUUUUGCUUCAACGAGACAGAUGCAGCGAUACAACGAAUGGAUGAAGUAACUGACAGUCCUUUGAAGAGCACACAUGGCGUGGGUCACACACACCACACCACAACACCACCAUCCACAUCUUCCUCCUCGACUCCUGAAACGCUCGACAGUGAGAUAGAACCAGCCCGCUUUGCCAGCAGCUCACAAAGCUUUACUGCAGGAAAAGCUGUGCUCAUCUUCUGCUCCUGUGCGCUUCUUCUGCUUAUAACAAUCAUCCUGACAUACCUCAAAUUAAGACGUUGCUCUCAGAAGUCAGACGUGAAAGAGCAGAAAGAGUACAUCCAGACAGAAGAGUGGAUCUGUGUGAAGACCCCUACAGAAACCAAGAAAGCUGCUGAGGAAGAUGAGAGGAUAGAAGUGGGCGACGACGCACAAUAAAUGAGAAACUGUUUGUGAUCCUCGAUUUGUGUUAAAUUAAGAGACAGAAUGGCUGUAACAUGAUUUCUUUUUGUAUUCUGUUAAAUGGUGCAUUUUAGCCACUGGAGGGCAAUGUUUGUAAUAAAAUGAUUUUAAAUACU